Messenger RNA from Salvia miltiorrhiza (redroot sage), 1698 nucleotides. RefSeq names its product FHA domain-containing protein At4g14490. Gene Ontology annotation, molecular function: protein binding; mRNA binding. The transcript has a single exon. NCBI's taxonomy places the organism in Eukaryota, Viridiplantae, Streptophyta, Magnoliopsida, Lamiales, Lamiaceae. Bases 243 to 1502 code for a protein of 419 amino acids. The record is from RefSeq and is a predicted model, not a curated record.
AAAUCCAACUCGAAAUCUCCUAUGCGAUCUUCACUUCCAAAUGGAACCGUGAACCAUCGAUGGUCGGAACCGAUUGGACCUAAACCACGCGCAACAUCAUCCUUCUCAUUUCAUAAUCGCGCUCAACACAAAUUCAAAAUUUUCGGCAAACAAAAAGAAAAGAAAGAACUAAAAAAACCCUUCCGUCUAUUCUUCCCCAAAAUCACUAACCCUACCCGGCAAUUCAAACCAAGCCCGAAAGAAUGCCUCCGAGAAGAUCUGCCGCCGCCGGAGAAGACCAGGGCCCGACGCUGAAGCUAAUCGUGGAAAAGGGACCGCUAUCGGGAACAACAAGAGAGUUCAAGCCGGGAAAAAAGGUCCAGAUCGGCCGCCUUGUCCGCGGCAACUCGCUAACUAUCAGGGACGCCGGAAUCUCCUCCAACCACCUGCUCAUCCAAGCCGAAGAAGCGCCGGAGCCGGACGGCCGGCGCUGGACCAUCUCCGACCUCGAUUCCUCCAACGGCACCAUUCUGAACGGCGCGCGGCUCGAGCCGUUCGAAACGACCGCUCUGUCCCACGGCGACGUUAUAAAAAUCGGCGAGCUAACGUCGAUUACGGUGGAGAUCGUUAGCGGGGCGGAUAACGAAGUCGGUUCUGGGAUGAGGAGGAACCCGCGGCGGCGCGUGAGGGAGCAGCCCGCCGAUUUGGGGGUAAUCGAUGAGUUUGCCGAGCUAGGGUUACAGAAUAAUGUUGACGAGGAGAAAAUCGAAGUUGAGGCGAAGCAGGGGAGGAAUGCGAACACUAGAAAGACUAGAAAUUCGGCGAAAAAUGAGAAUUUGGCGAAGGGUUUGAAUAUUGAAGAGGUUAGAGAUUUGGGGCCUAGUGGAAUCAAAGGAUCGAGAGUAUUAAGCACUAGGAGUACUAGGAGUUCAAGAAAGGAAGAAAAUAUCGACGAAAUUGCAGUUGAUUUGAGCGUAAUCGAGGGCAAGAAGACGACCAGAGGUGGAGGAAGGGUGAAGAAGCUAUUUGUGGAGACUACUUGUGAAGAUACAGAGAAAGAAGAACAAAAUCUGGCGCAUGAAACACGCGAAGAAGAGAAAGAAGGGUCAGAAAUCGAUUUGAACGUUAUUGAGGGCAAGAAGAUGACGAGAGGUAGAGGAAGGGGGAGGCAGAAGCUAUUUGUGGAGACUAUUUGUGAAGAAACAGAGAAGGAAGAACCAAAUCCGCAGCAUGCAGAAGAGAAAGAAAGGUCAGAAAUCAGAGCUGAUGUGCUGAAAAACUCUGGAACAGAAGGUGUUGCUGCUGAAGCCACUACAAGUUCAGUUGAGUCUGGGAAGGGGAAGGGGAAGAUGGUGGCAGAUUUGGAGAAGAUGACGUUGGGUGAAUGGCUCGAUUAUUUGGCGGUAUACGAACCUCAACAAAUCAUUGCUGAGACGGAGGAGAUGCUCGCUGAGAUGAGGCAAAAAGCGGAGAUGUGUCACGAGUUCAUGUUGCAGCAGAAGAAGAAAGUGCAAGGAUCUUAAAGUUGAAGCUUUUAUGCUAAUGUAUAUAUUCAGGCGUAGAUGAAUAGUUAUGCUAGAUUAGCUUUUCUGGUAAUGUAUAUAUUCAUCUAUAGAUGAAUUGAUUCCCUAGAUUUUGCUAGAUUAGCUUUUCUGUUGUAGAUAUUCUGAAUUCCUAAUUUAGUUUCCCAUCUAUAUGAAGUAGUUGAAAUCACAUGAA